Messenger RNA from Haemorhous mexicanus (house finch), 11263 nucleotides. RefSeq names its product Ro60, Y RNA binding protein (gene RO60). Gene Ontology annotation, molecular function: RNA binding. The transcript is spliced from 9 exons. The record is from RefSeq and is a predicted model, not a curated record. Bases 141 to 1757 code for a protein of 538 amino acids. NCBI's taxonomy places the organism in Eukaryota, Metazoa, Chordata, Aves, Passeriformes, Fringillidae. Gene Ontology annotation, cellular component: ribonucleoprotein complex.
CCGCGCGCCCGGAGCGACCCGGCCGCCGCUCGGUGUCCCCGGUGCCUCCCCGGCCCAUCGGCCCGCGGCCCCCGGCGCUGCGGCAUCGCCCGGCCCCGCCCGGGCCGCGGCCUCGCAGCAGAGCCCUGGGAGUGUGAAGGAUGGAGGCAGAGGAGAGCCGAGCGCAGCCCCCGAGCGAGGCACCGGAGCCCGGCGGUGCCAGCGGUGCCGGCUGGCACCUCACCGACAGCGCCCGGCUGCAGCACUUCCUGUGCUUCGGCUCCGAGGGCAGCACUUACCACGUCAAGGAGCAGAAGCUGGGCUUUGAGAAUGCAGAAGCUUUGCUAAGGCUGAUUGAAGAGGGCAGAGGCUGCGAAGUUGUGGAAGAAAUCAAAGCCUUUAGUCAAGAGGGCAGAGCAGCAAAACAGGAGCCCCUGCUCUUUGCCCUCGCCGUUUGCUCGCAGUGCUCUGAUGCCAAAACAAAACAAGCGGCGUUUAAAGCUGUCCCCGAGGUGUGUUGCAUACCAACCCAUCUCUUUACUUUCAUCCAGUUUAAAAAAGAUCUGAAGGAGGGCAUGAAAUGUGGCAUGUGGGGCCGUGCUCUGAGGAAAGCUGUUGCAGAUUGGUACAAUGGAAAGAAUGGCAUGGCUCUUGCUUUAGCAGUUACAAAAUAUAAGCAAAGAAGUGGUUGGUCUCAUAAAGAUCUUCUGAGGUUGUCCCACCUAAAACCUGCCAGUGAAGGAAUUGCUAUAGUCACUAAGUAUAUUACCAAGGGGUGGAAAGAUGUCCAAGAAGCUUAUAAAGAGAAAGCAGUUUCUGCUGAGACUGAAAAACUCUUGAAGUAUCUGGAGGCUGUGGAGAAAGUCAAACGCACAAAAGAUGAGUUGGAAGUUAUUCAUUUGAUAGAGGAGUAUGGUCUAGUUAGAGAGCAUCUCCUGACAAACCAUCUGAAAUCUAAAGAGGUUUGGAAGGCAUUACUCAAGGAGAUGCCUAUUUCUGUGUUGUUGAGAAAUUUAGGAAAGCUCGCAGCAAAUUCAGUGCUUGAACCACGAGGUUCAGAAGUGGCAAUAGUAUGUGAAAAACUGAGGAAUGAGAAACUGCUAAAAAAGGGUAGAAUACAUCCCUUGCAUAUUUUGGUUGCAUUAGAAACCUAUAAAACUGGACAUGGAAACAGAGGGAAACUUUGGUGGCGUCCUGAUGGAGACAUUUUAGAAGCUUUGGAUGCCUCAUUUUACAAAGCUUUCAAGACAGUGGAACCAACAGGAAAACGCAUUGUAAUUGCAGUUGAUGUUAGUGCAUCAAUGACACAAAAGGUUUUGGGCAGUGUGCUCAAUGCCAGCACAGUUGCAGCAGUAAUGUGUAUGGUUGUAGCACGGACUGAGAAGGAUUCCCAAAUUGUUGCCUUUUCACAUGAAAUGGUCCCGUGUCCAGUGACAGCUGACAUGACCUUACCUCAAGUUUUAGUGAAAAUGUAUGAAAUUCCAGUGGGUACCACUGAUUGUUCCCUUCCAAUGAUAUGGGCUCAAAAGACUCAUACAGCUGCUGAUGUCUUCAUUGUAUUUACUGAUAACGAGACCUUUGCUGGGAAUGCUCCUCCUGCAAUGGCCCUUAGAGAUUACAGAGAGAAAAUGGGCAUUCCUGCUAAGCUGGUUGUUUGUGGUAUGACCUCCCACGGUUUUUCGAUCGCGGACCCGGACGACAGAGGCAUGUUGGAUAUCUGCGGCUUUGACACGGGAGCUUUGGACGUCCUUCGAAACUUCACUUUGGAUUUGAUUUAAGUUUUUUAGGCAUCUGCUCUUCCCAGUGGGUCCAUUGCUGGCAACAGACUUCACCCUGGGAACUCCCAGCCAAACAGACUUUAUUAGCUCAUGGCAUAUUGUAUACAUAUCAGAAUGUUACAGGAAGUGGUGGCACUUCAAGCAUCUCUGACUAGAGCUUCUCACUAAGGUGUUUGUAAGGUUGAACAGAACUUCAGUCUCAUGCAAAUCUAACAGAGAAACUCAGUGCUGGCGUCUCUGGUGUCAAACUGUCAGGAGCCCGCGAUCCCCCUGCCAUUGGAGGUGGCAGCCACACGUCACCGCUGUCACCCUGGGACUUGGGACCAUGCAGCAGCACACUGUGCAUUCAGACACUCCUGGUAAUGGCUGGCAGUGCAGUCACAUUACCCUUCAGAGUCCUGCGGCACAGCUGGCAGCCCUGCUCCUUCAGAAAGGCAUCUCCACUCCUCAGCCACCUUCCUUGUAUCCGGCACCCUCCUUUUCCCAAGGCAGUUGAUUUCUUCCUAUAAUGCAUUCAAAACUCUAGUUGGACUUCAUUCCCUGACCAGUCUGGGCUCUGUGGGAGCUGGAGCUCCAGAGAGCAUCAUCCCUUGUGUGAUAACCACAGGAACUGUGCUCUGAUUCCUGUGUGCCAGCACCAGCCACUCUGGAUCUGUCCCAGGGCUGAACAGGACCCCCUGUUAUGAUGGGAUGAUGGCAGGACCACAGUGUACUUCACAAACCCUUAGUCUCUGAGCUUCACCAAAGUCUUCCUGGCUAGCCUGGCCUGCACCACAUGAAUCACCCCAUCCCUGUUGUCCUCAAGCUCCACAGCAUCCACUGCCUUGAGGAGAAGGGUGGUUUUGCCUGGGCCCAAGGAAGACACCAUCUCAGCAAACACUUUGUGUCAGCAUGCUGGACCCUGCUCUUGCUCUCCACCAGGGCUGGAGUCAGCUCAGACACCGGCUUGGCCAUAUCCAGCUCCUCAGCAGGGUAAGUGAAGAGGGCCACAGUGUUGUCCAGCUCCUCGUGGACUUUAGAGUUCCUCUGCUGCAGGUACCCCUGCUGCAGCAGCAGACCCAGCACCUGCUCAGGAAGUGCUGCCUUCAUCAGCCACAGGUGCAGGCUUGUACUGCAGGAUGUCCAGCUUCCUGUCCCCCAGGGCUUCAGCAGCAGCAGAGACCAGCAGUGGCAGGAAGCAGGUGGAUCACCUCCAGAGCCCUGAGCACCACCUUGGAGUCAUCGAGGAGGGUGUAGAGGAAGCUGAGGAUCCCCAGAGUUCAGACCUUGGCCUUUUAGGGCUGAGAAAGUCCCCUUGCAAACAGUCCUGAAUGAAAAGGGGUCCAGGAAGGCUGAACAUUGUUCAAGGAUCUUCAAGAUGGAGGAACAGGCUGUCCCAUGUGCUGAAGGAUGAGCCAGUGCGGAAGAAGACUGGCCUGGUUGAACAGGGAGCUGUCACUGGAACUCAGGGAAAAAAGACCUUUGGAAGAAGGGGCAGGAUGCUCUGGAGGACUACAAGGAUGUUGUUAGGUUACGCAGGAAGGUUAGAAAAGUGGAACCCCAGCUAGAAAUAAUUUGUCCACUGCUGAAAUAGAUAACAAAUGUAUCUAUGUACAAACACAUCAGCAGCAAAAGGAGAACCUAGGAGAGAGUCUCCAUCCUUGAUUGCAUGUGAGGGGAAGCAUUGCCACAAAGGAUGGGAAGAAGGCUGAGGUACUUGAUGACUUCUUUGCCUCAGUCUUUAAUAGUCAGAUCAGCUGUCCUUGGGAAGACAGACAAGGAACAAAAUGAGGGCCCUGUAAUUCAGGAGGAAACAGUGACCUACUUCUCCACUUAAAGUAUUCAAAGGUCCCUGGGGUCUGAUGGAAUCCACCCAAGCUGCUCUCCACCAUUUAUCAUCAAUCCUGGCUAACCAGGGAGGUCUCCAGAUGACUGGAGGUUGGCCAGUGUGGCACCCAUUGAGCAGAAGAGCCAGAAGGAGGAUCCAGGAAGCCGCAGGCCUGUCAGCCUGACCUCAGUGCCAGGGAGGGUUAUGGAACAUCUGGAUCACACAGCACAUGCAGGACAGCCAGGCAUCAGGCCCAGCCAGCAUGGCUUUGUGAAAGGCAGGUUCUGCCUGACCAACCUGAUCUACUAUGAAUGGUGACCUCCCUGGUGGAUGAGGUGGAGGCUGUGGAUGUGUUCUGCCUGGGCUUCAGCAAAGCCUUGGACACUGUUUCUCUCCUGUCUGAGAAGACAGGAGCCUGUGGCUUGGACAGGUGCACUGUUUGAUGGCUAAAAAACUGGCUGGAUGGCUGGGCACAGAGAGUGGUGGUGACUGAGUCACAUCCUGCUGCUGGCUGGCCACCAGUGGUGUCCCCUGGGCUCACUGUUGGGGCCAGUCCUGUUCAGUAUCUUUAUGGCUGGUUUGGACAAGGGGAUCGAGGGCACCCUCAGCCAGUCUGCAGAUGACACCAGGUUGAGUUGAUCUGCUGGAGGGCAGGAAGGCUCUGCAGAGGGAUCUGGACAGGCUGGGUCCUGCCUUUGGGUCACAACAGUCCCAGUAAUGCUCCAGGCCAAGGGCAUCCUGGCUGGGAUCAGAAAGAGGGGCAGCAGGACCAGGGAAGGGGUUCUUCCUCUUUACUUGGCACUGGUGAGACUGAACCUCAAAUCCUGUUUGCAGCCAGGAAUUGGAGCAGGCUGCCCAGGGAGGUGGUGGAAUCAUCAUCCCAGGAAGUGUUCCAAAACCACUUGGAUCUGGUGCUUAGGGACAUGGCUCAGUGGUGGACCUGGCAGUGUUGGGUUGAUGGUUGGACUCGAUCUUAAGAGCUCUUUUCCAACCCUCAUGAUUUUGUGAUUUUUAUUAACUUUUUGUGAAGGAAAAACAAGAAAAGCAGAUGAGGAAUCUCUUUUUUUAUUUUUCCUGUUGCACACAAUUUAGAAUAACAGUGAGAAGUUUGCUAAAAGUGGUUACAGGGUUAUAUGGCAUAUAAUUUAAUUUCAUUUAUAGUAGACUAUAAAUAUGGAGAGAUUUUUAAUUUCCCCCAUUGCUGUGGAAUGCUUAUUUGCAAGAAUAAAUUCAUUAAUUACUUUUAGAAUGGAGCUGGAAACAAAUGGGUUUAGUUUUUUUAAUAAUGGCAGUUUACCAGCAGCUUCAUUGAGAGGGACUUUGCUUUGGGCUUUUUUAAAUCUUUGUAUUUUAAGUGUUAGUAAUGUUCAAUGGUUUCCAUGGCUAUGGUUAAAAUCUACAAAAGAAGUUUUUUCUGGUAUGUAUUGAGACCAUGUGACUGUGAUACAGUGUAAAAGUUACCCAGGGACAUUUUAUACUGCUAAAACUGAAAGUGCAAGAGCUCAUGCUAAUCUUUUUCUCUCUGGAUUAACAUCUGGGUGUUCAGGAGCAAUUGUGUCUUGAGGUAAAUUGAGGGGCAGUUUCUGCAUAAUACCGUUUCAGAAGCAAUAGUUUAGAAUUAAAAAUGCUUUACAGGAAGUUCUAAAAACUGUUUUUAGUAGAAAAAGACCUUGGAAAUGACUGGAUGUCACAUUCAGUCCUUGUCACAACUUCAAGAAGCAUCAGCACACCUUCAGUGAGCAAGAUUAACAAGUGCAUGUGUCUUGGCCUACUCAGCAAAGCUGAGUGGGAGCAACCAGAAACAAAAAGCUACUUUUUUUUUUCUUUUAAAGAAUGUAUUCAAUGACUCAGAAACAAUCUUCCUAACAGGAGAGUAUUUCAUUUUUUAAAAUCUUUUUGUAGGUUAGUGUUACUUCUGAUUUCAUAAAUUAAUUCAAGCUAAAAUAUUUCAAAACUACCUCCAGUUUAUAGUGACCAAUUCUUAAAAACUUUUAUGAACUGUACAGUUGCCUCCUUCAUGUUCACAAAAUCUUGUUUAGGAAGUGAUUGAAACUGGAUGCUUUAUUUUUAAUUUUUUAUUUCUAGUCUGAUAGUAAGAGUGUGACAAGGAGAAAGCCAGUGAGUAUUCUACCACUUUGGAACAGACAUUGAUGGCAAUUUGUGUGUGUAUAUGUAUUUAAUUAUGUGUUUUCUAUAUAUGUGUAUAGGGGGAAGUUAAAAGAUCUCUUUAGUAGAUCAGUCUUACAAGAUUUGAAAGGUUUUUUAGUGAUGCUUUUCCAGCUUCCUCUAAAACAUACGUAUUUCAGCCUCUUUUAUGCUAAUACAGACUGUUUUAAACAGCAAAUUUGGUGUUAAUUUGAAAAUAAUUAUGAUUUAUAAAAAUAUCAUGUUUACUCAUAGUGGUAAAUGACACAUAAGACCAUAUUUUUCUGCCUAAAACCCAAGCUUUUAAAUGUAAAAUUGAAGUUCCUACUAUACUUUUGGUACUUGUAACAUUACUUUUCAUUAUGCCUCAUUCCUAUUGAUGAUAAAUUCAAAGUUUGCAUUGUGUAGCUGGGAUCUCUCAUUUGGUUCUAAAAUAGGAUGUUACAUGUUACUGAAGGUAUUCUGCUACUUCCUUACACUCUCCCUUAGUGCAUAAUGAAUCCAGUGAGGGAAGCCUUUCCUGACUUAAAGCAGGGCUAACAGAACUGCUGGGUGGAGUGUUGCCUUUCAGCCAUGAAUGUAAGUCACUCCUGAAUUCUCACUGCUCUGACAGAAUGCCUGGAGACACAGGACUGCCACCAGCUCCUCAGGUGAGUUCUAGAACAAACCAAGUGUUCCUACAAAAGCUAAGACACAGCACUUUGGGGUUUGCAAAAAGAAAACCAGCCAUUUCUCGUGGAAAAUUGCAUAUCAUUUUUAGCAUCUAAACAAACACCAUGAAUAUGGGAGUAAACUCAUUUGCUCAAUACAUGUUAAUAAUUAUUUCCAGUAAAUGCACUGAUGUUUUGGGGUUGGGUUUGGUAGGUAAUGCAUUUUAAAUGACACAAUAGUCAAACAUCCAAUUGGGUGUUUCCUUCUAAGCUAGAGAUGUCAAAAAUAACUGAUAGAUGAGCAUCUUUUGCAAGUACUUUUUCUUAUUUGCAGUAGUAUUUGUGAAGUAAUAGGAAAUAUUUUGGACUAAAUAUAAAAUGAAAACUUAAAACAGGUGUUUCAAGUAACUUUCAAGUAAAUUUAUUGCAAAUAAAAAUUAGAGUAGUUACUAACAGAUUGAAUGUAUGGUUAUAGUGGUGUUGCAUCUUUGGAAGCAGUCCAGUUUAAAAUGCAGUUCCUUGAACUAGAGUGUGGAGGUAAAGAUGAACUUUUCAGUAGGAGUGAUAGAAAUUGUAGAUCCCUGUAUCUGUUGACACUGGAUAGCUGUGACCAAUGAUAAAAGGUAGUCAUCCCUGCUGGGGUACAGAAUGUGCUCCUAGACAUUUGUAGUAACUCUGGACUGAAAACCUGGUCAGUGGUUUCUGUGGUGUAAAACCAGCACUGAUCAGACCAUGUUGCCAUCUGCUUCUCCUUCAGGAUUUGCACAGAGAGGGGAAACUCAAGUAAAUGCUGACAGGUGAAAUUCUGUAGUAUGUGGACCUUUGUUUCUGGGAGUUUCUUUCUGGUUUGCUAUUCUCUUCUAUUAAGGGGCAUAGAAGAAUGAUGCUGCAUAUUCCUUGUCCAUAGACUGGACAUAUCUGCCCAUACACUGAAUUUUAGGGGACAGCAUGACUCACUUGCCAUAACAUGCAUUUGGCCCACUUCUAGUCUUUAGUUAUUAAGCUGAUAAUUUCCAGAACAACUCUAGACAUGUAAAGCAGCAAUAAUUACUGUAAUGCUUGAAAAAGAAUAAAAAAAGUGAGCUAAGACAAAAUUGGUAAGCUUAAGCUUCAGUUCAGUGUACAAUAAACAACCUACUCUUUGAUCAGAUAGGAGACUUUCAAAUCAGUAGUGGUCAUUGCUUUGGAGGAGCACUGACUGGAAAAGCAGAAAAGGGGCUAUAAUUGUGCACUGCAGUUUACCAGUAAGCAUUGAGCAGGGACAAGUUUAAACCUAGUUAAUUUUAUUCAAAAUGCUGAAUGAAAAAAGGUCUAAAUGCAGAGUGCAGCUGUAGACCAGGCAAAUGCAGGUUUCCUAAAAAUGCAGGUUUUUCCAGGUUUCCUGAUACCUAACAGUUACUUGGUUUCAGUUUGACUGCCAUUUCUCUGUGACCCCCUUGACAAUUCUGGAGGAUCAGACUAUUGUGUUGAACACUGUAAUGUUCAGGCACUUUAAGAAAGAAGAAAAGCAUGUUGUGGUUGGAAGCACAGCAGAAGUGAAACAUUCUCCUGUGAGGAAUUGAACAUCCAAGGUCAGGUUUCAUCUUGGAAGGGACACAAUAAAUGACAUGGAGAGGGCAAGAGGCUCUCGAGUUUUAAAAAAUAAUGCAGUAAACACAUCAGCAUUGAGUAAUAAAUUCAAUAAUGACAGUAGUAAUUUUGCCAAGAAGUAGAAUUUCUUGUCAGGAAUUUUAGGCCUGGAGCAAGGAGUAGGAGAGUUCGACAUGCUGGUAGAAUUAGAUUGCAGUCCUCUGUGUUUCAUAAAGGAUAAGUCUAAGGGUAGGUGUAGUUCUGAGGUCAGCAGGGCCAGUCUAAAUGCCCACUGUGUGAGGACUGCUAAUAACUGGCACUAAAAUACCUUGCUGCUUAAAACCACUGUUAAACCUGUUUGUCAAACACAAGUCUUAUGGAGGUUUCUGUUGGUUUUUCACAUUGCUGUGUUAACUGAUGCCCAUAGAUGGGUAUGCCUUUAAAAGGCUGUUCAACAAAGUACAUAUUCUUGGCUUAAAAACACACCAGCAGUUUGGGAAAUGUAUUUUAAUAAUGGUUCUGACUGUAAAAACACUAGGAAAAUAGUUGUCUGCAUUGGAAAUACUGCUUAACCCUGUCCUGAGCUCACAGGCACCGUAACAGAAGCUUUCGUUUUGGUUCCAUUUGUUUUGUUUCUUCUUCUUUUGCUGUCCCCUUUUCUCUGUUAGUGUUGGGUUUUUUCUCCCUUUCCAUCUUGUCACCUCAGGCCUAUACUUGAAUCUUUUUUCACAAGCUCUCAUCCAUUCCUUUUUUCUUUUAUUUUUGCCUCUAUUCUUUUGCCUUUUUGCUGUCACUGAGUGUGCUCGCUUAGCUCCCUGCUCCAGAACUGGUGGCAUAGUAUUUAAUUUAUCUAAUAAUCAAUAUUUUUUCUGUUCUUUAAUUAUGUAAAUCUCUUAAAAAACAUCUAAUUUGUCAUAUCUGUCAGAUUUUUGGUAAAACUCCGUGUAAAAAUCAGUUACAAAAGUAUACUUUAUUUAUUACAAAAAUUCAACAUCUGCCUGUGAAUGGCUUUAUUUGAAAAAAGUAACGAUUACAACUGGAUUUUCAAAUUGGCUUUUCAAAUGUAAAGCUUUUUUCUAGAAUUAGUUCAGUGAUUUGAAACUUUUCAUUCUUUUAAAUGGCAUUAAGCUGCUAUCGUGCAGAAUUAGGAAAACAUUUAAAUUAAUAUUCUGGAUAAACAGGCAGUUUCUUUGCAGUAUUGACAAGAGAAAGUCUUCAAGGAAUAGGCUAUAGAAGUAAACCUAAGUAAAGAAUCAUUUGUCUUUCUUGUGCUUUUAAUCCUUUUAUUUAGUUUCUAUGAAAUUCCCCCAGUUUCUAGGUUUAUUUUGCUGUCUGCAGUGGUUUGCAGUGCACAGAAAUGCUGCUGUAAUCAGCUGUUCUAAUGACUUUCUUGCUGGAAUGGUAGAGAUUUCAUCUUACAGUGACACUGUGGGGUGUGCAAAUGGCUGAGCAAGAGUUCUGGGGAAAAGGUAAAACACUGACCAGAGCAGUGUUUUGUGGAUAUGCUGCCCUGAGGGAAAUCAUAAAAGAUAAGCUAAUUUCAGCAGAAGUAUGGUGUCUUUACAUAUGUGUGCUUACAUAUCUGGAUUUAUGAGUCUGAUACUGCAAAGCGUGGUUUCUUUAGGUAUUUCUGCAUUCUGAAUUUAAGUUUAAAUAUAUAUAUAUGUUUGCAUAUCUAUGUGGUAUGUUGAGAACUUUUACAAAUGCUUCAUUAACAAAUAAUGAAUAUAAGUAGCUGUUUUCUUAAUGUUACCAGCUUAAGAGUUAAGCACAACUAGUUACAAAUAAAAUAUCUUUUCAUUAUCCUGUACAAGUGUAGUUCUACUCUUUAAAAAUAAUUCUGUAUUUAAAAAGCAACACAUGGGCACAUUCACAGCUCUGUGUGCUUCAAUAAAUAAUUCAGUGUUUGUUUUCAGCUUCUUGUACUUCUUAGAAGCCUGGGAUUUAAGAUGGAUGAGCAGGUAUCCAGAUCUUCUAGUGGAUACAUUUCAAUAUUUAGAUUCCAGGGCAAGCAUAUUUUAAGAUAAACAGCUUUGUCCUGGAGACAAUGCUAGGGAAAAAAAAAAGAGAUGGAAAUUUUUAAUAACUAUUCUUGAGGUUCUUAAUUUUGGUUGGGUUUCCCCCCCCCCCCCCAGAUUAGAACCACACUUAAACUGCCAUAUCAUGUUUAAUUAACUUAAGCAUAGCAUGGCUUUGUGCUAUCCAGUAACAAAGGCACUGUCUUGCUGCUACUUUCUGUGAAAUUGUACACAAUGAAAAAAACUGCUUGGAUGGGGAGCCUUAAUAUGGUUAAAAAGAAACAUAAUUAACCCUUUGGGUGCCUUAAGCUAGAUCCUGUUUAAUGAUGGGGCACUCACUUGCAUCUGCAGGCACAGCUUGUUUCAAUAGCUGCAAGAGAAUGUGCCUUAAGUGACAAUGCCCUGGGAUUUCCAGAACUUGGAACUCAAAGGGUUACUUUAGACUACUGGUUAAAAAAACAAGCCUCUAAACAGGGAACAAAAUUAAAAGGUCUUUGAAAAAUUCCUUUGCAUACUAUUAUUAUUAUUUUUACGUGAUGAGUUUAUCAGCUUUGGGGACAAAAUUGUUGUUAAGCUUCUGGUAAAAACAUCACUGGCUGAAGAAUUGUACACAGAGAAAAAGAAUACUUGGUAUUCUUAUAUGACUGUAUGUGCAAAAUAAAUUGCUUUAUUAAGUGUAAAUUCAGAGAGAGAUGCACAUCUGUGUGUUUACCUUGAUGACUGUGUCCUAGCACCACCCAGUAAACUGCAAUAAUGAAAAUGAAACAAGGUCAGUGUGUUGAAUUAGCUGAUUACAUACUAAAGAUGCACAAUGCAGGCAACUGUAUCCUAAAGACUUUCUACAAAUGAUGCAGUUUAAACUUAGUUCAAACCUGCAUCACAAAAAUGAAGCUGUCAAAUUUAAGUGAUACUCUUGCUGUCCUAGUUAGCUGGAAUUAAAGAUUGAUGUUUUUUUCCCUUGAGGGAAAAAGUAGUUUAGGUACAUGCAGUGCUGAAAGCAAUGGAAAUAACAGGAUUCUUAAUUCACAAAAAGUGAGUAAAAAAUUAAUUGACUAAUGUUUUUAUUCUAAUAAGUGCACCUUUAGUUGUGUAAUGGUUUCUUUAACUGAAGAAUGGGACAUAAUUUUCUACUUGCAUAUAAGCUACUUUGAAAUAACCAAGAAUCUUGGCAUUGCCUGGUUUGGCUUUGGAUGUACAUUGUACUGAAAGUAUGGAAUUUUAGUCAUUUCUUUUAGACACUUAACUGAAAGUUAAAAUGGCUAGUAAACUGCAUUCUGACUGUAGAAUUUAAGUACUAAAUAAACUCUAUGCAUAUUA